Lasiosphaeria miniovina is the source of this 249-nucleotide messenger RNA. RefSeq lists its product as uncharacterized. The transcript has 3 exons. Bases 1 to 249 code for a protein of 82 amino acids. The record is from RefSeq and is a predicted model, not a curated record. Lineage: Eukaryota; Fungi; Ascomycota; Sordariomycetes; Sordariales; Lasiosphaeriaceae.
AUGUGCUCCUGCAACGAAGCCGGCAAGGACUGCACCUGCGGUGCUAACUGCCAAUGCGCCGCGGAGGCCCAACAAGCCAAGCAGACGUGCGCGUGCGGUGAGAAGGCUGCCGACGAGUGCAGCUGCGACAAGACGUCGAGCUCGACCUGCGAGUGCGGCAAGCAAUCUGCUGACGCCUGCAACUGCGAGAAGAGCGGUUCGUCUGCCAACGCCAACGAGAUCGACUUCACCACCAAGGCCGGGAACUAG